Messenger RNA from Cricetulus griseus (Chinese hamster), 2906 nucleotides. Lineage: Eukaryota; Metazoa; Chordata; Mammalia; Rodentia; Cricetidae. The record is from RefSeq and is a predicted model, not a curated record.
AAAAAAAAGGACCACAAGGCAGGCAAGUAGAGAUACAGGCUGAGCUUUUGUUGUUGUUUCUCAAGACAGGGUUUCUCUGUGUAAUAGCCAGUGUCCUGGAACUCACUCUGUAGACCAUGCUAGCCCUUAAUUUAAAAAGAUCCACCUGCCUCUGCUUCCUGAGUGCUGGGACUAAAGGUACACACCACCACCUGGCUGAUUUUUUUUUUUUUUAUGUGCAUUACUAUUUUUGCUAUGGGACGUUUCAGGUCCCAUGUCUCUGGAGUUAGAGACAGUUGUGAGUUGUCAUGUGAGUGCUGGGAGUUGAAUCUGGGUCUUCUGGAAGAAUAGCCAGUGCUCUUAACAACUGAAUCGUCUCUCCAGCUCCUGAGCUGUGCUUCUUUGUGCUUUUUCUGGUUUCCCUGAUUCCCCAUACUUAACAGACAUGAGAUGGAGAUAAAUGCUAGCCUUCGAAAGGAGGCGGGGCUGGCCUGGUAAUGAGCCAGGGGGCUGGAACUCUAGGAUUCCUGGCCAGUAAGAACUAUGUAACAAAAGGACAAGGUCCAGGGGACAAGAGACGUUGCUGGGAGUACCUGGUCAUAUUUGGGGAGUGGGGUAGGCAGAUUCCAUUAAAAGCAGGAAGUUAGGGCUUUGGAGCUCUCUGGGUUAAGUUGAGACUACACUGCUCUCAGCCACUUGAGAAAGAGUCAGUGCCAUGGGAGUUUGGCCGAAACUCACCUUCCUACUGCUGUUGCUGCUUCUGCUGGCUGGCCUGAGGCAGCCCCCUUGGCCAGCAGCGAUGGCCCUGCCCUACGCCAAGGCCCUACGUUGGUUCCUGGGAGACACCACAUGCUUUGUGCUACUUGGUUUGGCAUUGCUGGCCAAACCCUGGAUCAGCUCUUUGAUGCCCCACUGGCUGAGUAUGGUAGCUGCGGCUCUCACCUUAACACUGUUGCCUCCACAGCCACCGCCGGGGCUACGCUGGCUACACAAAGAUGUGGCCUUCACAGUCAAGAUCCUCUACUGUGCCUUGAAAACUAUGCAAGGCCUUAACAAGCAGCCUCCAGAGACCUUUGUGGAUGCUUUGGAGCGGCAAGCAAGGGCACGGCCUGACAAGGUGGCGGUGGUGUGUACAGGAGGGUCUGGGGCCGGCUCGAUCACCAAUAGCCAGCUGAAUGUCAGGGCCUGUCAGGCAGCAUGGGCACUGAAAGCAAAGCUGAAGGAUGCCACAAGCAAACAGGCCGAAGACAUUGUUGCCCUCUUAACGCUCCCCUCCAAGAAUAUUCCAGCUUUGACUGUGUUUCUGGGGUUGGCCAAGCUGGGCUGCCCUGUGGCCUGGAUCAACCCACAUGGCCGGGGGAUGCCCCUGCUACACUCUGUGCUAAGUUCUGGGGCCAGUGUGCUCAUUGUGGACCCAGACCUCCAGGAGAACCUGGAAGAAAUCCUUCCCCAGCUGCUAGCAGAGAACAUCUGCUGCUUCUACCUUGGCCACAGCUCGCCCACUCCAGGUGUGGAGGCUCUGGGGGCUGCCCUGGACACCGCACCCUCUGACCCUGUGCCUGCCAAUCUGCGAGCUAAGAUCCAGCGGCGAAGCCCUGCCUUACUCAUCUACACUUCAGGAACCACUGGACUCCCAAAGCCAGCCAUUGUCUCAUACGAACGAGUCUCACACAUGAGCAGGUUAACCUGGUUCUGCGGGGCCACCACUGAUGACGUGGUCUAUGUUGUUUUACCUCUGUACCAUGUGAGUGGCCUUGUCCUCGGAGUCCUGGGCUGCAUAGAACUUGGAGCCACCUGUGUCCUGGCUCACAAGUUCUCUGCCUCCCGCUUCUGGGCUGACUGUCGGCAGCACCACGUAACAGUGAUCCAGUAUGUAGGCGAGGUUCUACGAUACCUGUGCAACGUGCCCGAGCAACCGGAAGACAAGAAACACACAGUCCACUUGGCGAUGGGCAAUGGACUUCGGGAAGAUGUGUGGGAAAUCUUCCAGAAACGCUUUGGUCCCAUUCGGAUCUGGGAGUUCUACGGCUCCACGGAGGGCAACAUGGGCUUAAUGAACUAUGGAGGACGCCGCGGGGCCGCGGGGAAAACCAACUGCUUCCUUCGAAUGCUGAGUCCCUUUGAGCUUGUACAGUUCGACAUGGAGACAGCAGAGCCUUUGAGGGACAAACAGGGUUUCUGCAUCCCUGUGAGGCCAGGUAAGGAGGUCAGCAACCAACCCUUUCUGGGCUACCGUGGUCCCCGGGAACAGUCCAAGCGGAAACUGGUCGCAGAUGUGCGGCGUGUGGGAGACCUCUACUACAAUACUGGAGAUGUAUUGUCCUUGGACAGUGAAGGCUUCUUCUACUUCCGGGACCGCCUGGGUGACACCUUCCGGUGGAAGGGCGAAAAUGUAUCCACGCGAGAGGUGGAGGGAGUUUUGUCAAGCUUAGACUUCCUUCAGGAAGUCAAUGUCUAUGGCGUGCCUGUGCCAGGGUGCGAGGGCAAGGUUGGCAUGGCUGCUGUGAAACUGGCAUCCGGGCAGACUUUUGAUGGGCAGAAGCUGUACCAGCACGUCCGUUCCUGGCUCCCUGCUUACGCCACACCUCAUUUCAUCCGUGUCCAGGACUCCCUGGAGGUCACAGGCACCUUCAAGCUGGUGAAGUUACAACUGGUACGUGACGGUUUCGACGUGAGAGUCAUUGCUGACCCCUUGUACAUACUGGACAACAAGAACCAGACCUUCCGGAGCCUAACGCCAGACGUGUACAAGGCUGUGUGUGAAGGAACGUGGAAGCUGUGACCUCCUCACCAACCGAAAGGCAAUCCCAAAGUGUGGGAAUGGAUACUGGCCAGUGUUCUCAGCAUCAACGUGACAAAGUUGUCAGGAUCCCAGAUGCCCAUGGUCUAGUACCACUUAGACAAUAAACUUGAAUGUGUAUGCAGAA